AUGGCUGACAAAGGUCUUGAGGAUGUGCCCGAGGGCCAGAUCGAGUCCAACUACGAUGAGAUCACCGACUCCUUCGACAACAUGAACUUGAAGGCCGAGCUCCUCCGUGGUGUCUACGCCUACGGUUUUGAGCGCCCCUCUGCUAUUCAGCAGCGUGCCAUCAUGCCCGUCAUCAAGGGCAACGAUGUCAUUGCGCAGGCCCAGUCCGGUACCGGUAAGACGGCUACCUUCUCCAUCUCGACCCUCCAGAAGAUCGACUCCAACGUCAAGGCCUGCCAGGCGCUUAUCCUCGCCCCCACCCGUGAGCUCGCUCAGCAGAUCCAGAAGGUCGUCGUCGCCAUCGGUGACUUCAUGGACGUCCAGUGCCACGCCUGCAUUGGUGGCACCAGCGUCCGAGACGACAUGAAGGCCCUCCAGGACGGUCCCCAGGUCGUUGUCGGCACUCCUGGCCGUGUCCACGACAUGAUCCAGCGUCGCGUCCUCAAGACCGACCACAUGAAGAUGUUCGUCCUCGACGAGGCCGACGAGAUGUUGUCUCGUGGUUUCACCGAGCAGAUCUACGACAUCUUCCAGCUUCUGCCCCAGAGCACCCAGGUCGUCCUUCUGUCCGCUACCAUGCCCCAGGACGUCCUCGAGGUCACCACCAAGUUCAUGCGCGACCCCGUCCGUAUCCUUGUCAAGAAGGACGAGCUUACCCUCGAAGGUAUUAAGCAGUUCUACAUUGCUGUUGAGAAGGAGGACUGGAAGCUCGACACUCUCUCCGACUUGUACGAGACUGUCACCAUCACCCAAGCCGUCAUCUUCUGCAACACCCGCAGGAAGGUCGACUGGCUCACCGACAAGCUCACUGCCCGUGACUUCACUGUCUCGGCCAUGCACGGUGACAUGGACCAGGCACAACGUGAUGUCAUCAUGAAGGAGUUCCGUUCCGGAUCUUCCCGUGUCCUCAUCGCCACUGACCUUCUCGCCCGUGGUAUCGAUGUCCAGCAGGUUUCCCUUGUCAUCAACUACGACUUGCCCGCCAACCGCGAGAACUACAUCCACCGCAUCGGUCGUGGUGGACGUUUCGGACGUAAGGGUGUUGCCAUCAACUUCGUCACCGCUGACGAUGUCCGCAUGAUGCGCGAAAUCGAACAGUUCUACAGCACACAGAUCGAGGAGAUGCCCAUGAACGUGGCUGACCUCAUCUAA
This is a messenger RNA of Alternaria postmessia, 1191 nucleotides long. It is a transcript of the gene TIF1, whose product is annotated as translation initiation factor eIF4A. Gene Ontology annotation, molecular function: ATP binding; RNA binding; RNA helicase activity. Bases 1 to 1191 code for a protein of 396 amino acids. The record is from RefSeq and is a predicted model, not a curated record. The transcript has 4 exons. Lineage: Eukaryota; Fungi; Ascomycota; Dothideomycetes; Pleosporales; Pleosporaceae.